AUGGGAGACUCAGGAGUGCCGGCCGGCGGGGAGGGAGGGGCCCCCGAAAAGUCCAACAUUUACGCAUUAAUUAUCUUCAAGUGGGACCCCGAGAAGCCCCUGCUGCUCUCUGCUGCUGUCGAUGUUUCUUCUUUUCCUUUCUUCCACAGAUCCACAAUGAAGGAGCACAUCAUCUUCCACUCCAGGCUGAUAGCAGCGCGGACGCCCCCCGGGCGUCGGCAGGUGGUGGAGUUCGAAAAGGGUUUGGGUCGGUGUUUUGUUUUUAAUCAUUUUUCUUCUCUUUGCUGCUGCGCUUUGACUUCCUUCAACUACCCCCUGAGAGUUGCUUUUGGGCUUCUCAACGAGGCCCUCAAGCAGAUGCAACAGGUGGAAGAAAGUGCGUGGCGAAGUCUUGCUGCUGACGCAAAGACCGAUUUGCUGCCGAGCAGCAAAUUGCUGCUGGAGAAAUACAAAAACCCAGUUGAGGCCGACAAGCUCCUCAAGGUGCAGCAGGACCUCGACGAGGUGAAGGGAGUGAUGCUGCGCAACAUAGAUGAGCUGCUGCAGCGCGGAGAGAAGCUGGAAGAUUUGAUGCAGCGCAGCGAAGAUCUUUCGAGCACUUCUUAUCAGUUUUACAGACAAGCCAAGAAGUCCAAUAGCUGCUGCAGCAGCCUUUACUGA
Eimeria tenella is the source of this 660-nucleotide messenger RNA. Its product is annotated as SNARE protein, putative. Bases 1 to 660 code for a protein of 219 amino acids. The transcript has 4 exons. Gene Ontology annotation, molecular function: SNAP receptor activity. Gene Ontology annotation, cellular component: membrane; Golgi apparatus. Lineage: Eukaryota; Apicomplexa; Conoidasida; Eucoccidiorida; Eimeriidae. Gene Ontology annotation, biological process: endoplasmic reticulum to Golgi vesicle-mediated transport. The record is from RefSeq and is a predicted model, not a curated record.